AUGAGCUUUGAGUUUUUGGAUCAGAUUGAAUUCCCGCAAAAAUGGCUUCUUACGGCCAAAAAAGUGAUCAAUAAUAAAAGAGAUCUCAAAUUAUGGGAGGAACUUCUAUUACAAACAGAAAGAUUACCAACGAAAGAUGGGAAAAAUCCCGUUACGAUUUCAGAGUCAUCACCAGACAUAUACAAACGAGUUUUAUACGCUGUAUAUGAAAAUCUACUCGAGCAAUUCCCAUUUUGCGAGCAAUAUUGGUGCGACUACGCUACUCAAAGAUUUCAACUUGGAGAAGACUCUUUGAUCGUGAAGGAUAUAUUCAAGAAGGGUCUUCAAUGCCUGAAAAAGUCCAUAAUUCUAUGGGAGUGCUACUUGAAGUUUGUUAUGAAAACUUCUUGUUCUUCCGAAAACAUUCUUAAUGCAUUUGAACAAGCACGAAUUAAUGUCGGCCAUCAUUAUUAUGCACAUGUGAUCUAUGACAUGUAUCUUGAUUAUUUACGGAGAACCAAUAACAGGAAACUUUAUCAUAGACUUCUACGACGAAUAAUAGAGAUUCCUAUGUAUCAAUACAGCAAGUAUUUUAAUGAAUAUUUGCGAUUGUUGCAGAAUGCGGAUUUAGAAACAAUCAAGUAUUUUGUUUCGACGAAUGAACUGAACACGGUCUUUAAUCUUACGUGGGAGAAACUUUUACCGACAGGGGACAAGGUAAAAAGGCAGCAAGAACCGGAACUGACAAAUCUAAAGAAGAAACUUAAAAAGAUUUUUACAGAUAUCUUUAUAGUGACUCAGUAUCACAGUUAUCAAAUGUGGGAUUAUGAGCGCGAUUUGAAACAACCGUACUAUUGUCCUGGAAAAGAACUGACGGUAAAAGAAUUAAACACGUGGAAUAGAUAUUUAGAUUAUCUCGAACUUUACACAUUAAAGGAUAUAUCAAAGGAUAAACGAUCUGGUGUUACAAAAUUUCAUAAAGCGCUUUUAGAAACGGCAUACGAGCGAUGCCUCAUUUGUGCAGCCGAUUACCCAUUCUUCUGGAUUAAAUAUGCUAAUUUGAAGUUGAAUGUAGCUAAAAUAGAUGAGGCGAAACAUAUACUUAUGAGAGGUUUAAGCAGUACAGAUGACCUUGAUCUUCGAUUGAGGAUGAGAUUAAUCGAUAUCGAAAUAUUGAGCGGUAAUAAAAAAAACGCAAGGGAUCUCGUCGUUCAAGGUCUCACGGCAAAUCAUAACUCGCUGGGUUUAACGUUGAAAUUCAUCCAAUUGGAACACACGAGAGAUUCACAAAGUACAUUGAAAAUCGUUAAAAUGAAACUCGAAGAUGCUAAAGGAACAUCGUUUGAAACGCAAUUCGACUUUCUAUUUAGAGAGAUACUUUCCUACGCCGACAUAGACAAGACCGAGGUUGCUGCAUUAUUUAAGCAGUAUGAAGCAGAAAAGAAAAACAGCUACCAUUAUAUUAGAGGGCUGUUAGAUUUCUACAAAUGCUACAAACAAGAUUGUGAAAACUACAAGCAUGCAUUGGAACUAGCUACGAACUGCGAAAAUAUCAACGUCAGAAAGCAGCUGGCGAGAAUAGCGUCCGAUGAUACGGACAAUGAAUUUUUCUAG
Molecule: messenger RNA, 1593 nt
Organism: Brettanomyces bruxellensis
Lineage: Eukaryota; Fungi; Ascomycota; Pichiomycetes; Pichiales; Pichiaceae
Exons: 1
Coding region: 1-1593 (530 amino acids)
Biological process (GO): RNA processing; mRNA 5'-splice site recognition
Cellular component (GO): U1 snRNP; commitment complex; U2-type prespliceosome
Molecular function (GO): protein binding
Source: RefSeq, a predicted model, not a curated record